Messenger RNA from Mycetomoellerius zeteki, 1218 nucleotides. RefSeq lists its product as uncharacterized. Lineage: Eukaryota; Metazoa; Arthropoda; Insecta; Hymenoptera; Formicidae. Bases 1 to 1218 code for a protein of 405 amino acids. The transcript is spliced from 3 exons. Gene Ontology annotation, cellular component: axon; neuronal cell body; dendrite. Gene Ontology annotation, biological process: chemosensory behavior; sensory perception of taste; male courtship behavior. The record is from RefSeq and is a predicted model, not a curated record.
AUGUCAAGGGCCAAGACAAAAGGAAGAAGGUGGAGAUUGUUCCAUGCUACUGAUUUUCAAUCUUUGAUGUAUCCCAACUUUAUCAUAAGCAAAAUUCUUGGAAUAUUUCCAUACAGAAUUAAGGCGUCGUCUUUUGAAGCUUCUAAACCGCGUUAUAUUCUAUGGACUAUUAUCUUCUGCGUAAUCUGUGUAUAUGAGUUGACAAUGUUGUAUAAACUCAACCUCUCUGGAAAAGUCAGGAUUGAUGUACCUAGGAUGAUAUAUUUGAAUUUCUACUUUUUAUAUGGAUUAUUCUUAGCGGUCAUUUCUUAUGCCUUGAGCGGUCCACGAAUGCGUUUACUUCAGACUAUAUCAGAUAUUUCUCCGAGAUUGCCCCAGAAGUCAUAUCGAAAACUAUCCAAAUUAAUACACGCUAAGGACAUUUUCGGUUUUUUCUUUCACUUUUGGCUAAUGUUAACAUUAUACCUCUCAUAUUCCGAAAAGAUGGUUUUCGGGUUACUCGAAAUGUUCAGAGUUUUCAUCAGCUUGUUGGGAUUUCAAAUGGAUAUGCUGUACAUAAAUUGCGUUUGUGUCUUAAAGGCCUAUUUCAAGGAAAUCAACGAUAAUCUGGAGAAUCUGCGAAAGCUCAUAAUGCAUAAUAUUCCUAGAUGGAUCUAUCAUCAGCAGAGACAUCCAUUCUUGCUGAACAAACUUAAGGCUCUGAAAAAACAGCAUCUGAUGAUAAGUGACACAGUGAAGAUGCUUAACACGAUUUUCAGUCUGCAUCUUCUGGCUACCAUAGCGUUGUCCUUCAAACAGAUAAUAUUCUACGUGUAUUUCGAUGUAAUAAAAUGGCAAAACGGGAUAUUCUUGAAUCAUGACAGGAUUUAUAAUUCAUAUUUCAUAUCAAUCAUAAUAUAUUACUUUACAAGAUUUACAUUAAUAGUGUGGGCUUGCGAAACUGGCAAAAAUGAAGCGAUAAAAAUUGGCACUAUCAUUCACGAUAUACUUAACAGCAUCAGCGAUGUACAAAUCAAAGAUGAGUUAAAUUUGUUCGCCUUGCAAAUAUUGCAUUGCAAUAAUAAAUUCUCCGCGAAAGGUUUCACUGUAGAUGCAACGUUGCUCACUGCGAUGGUGAGUAGCGUUUCCACGUAUCUAUUAAUCUUAAUACAAUUUUUGAUCAUAACGCAUUCUUGCGACAGCAAUACAGAUGCAAUUAAUUAUACACAAGCAAUUUAA